CAUUAUAUAUAUUCAUCUCCCUCCUCCUUCCCGCAAUCGAAAUGAGCUAGCACAAUGGAGCCCUGGACCAACAACGACACCAUGAAAAAGAAGCGGAGGCCCACCCGCAAACCCGUCCGCCUCCGCUGCUCCGUCAAGAACUACGACUGGGGCAUUCUCGGCCACCAUUCCAAGGUCGCCCGCCUCUCCGCCCUCAACUCCGGCUCCGACAUCGACCCCUCCAAGCCCUACGCCGAGUUCUGGAUCGGCACCCAUGAAUCCGGCCCCUCCUAUGCCGAUGAUCCCGGGUCGGACCACGACCCGGUCAGCCUCAAGUCGUGGAUCGCCCGGGAUCCGAGUGUCCUCGGAGAGAAGGUUCUCCACAAGUGGGGCCCUGAUCUUCCGUUCUUGUGCAAGGUGCUUUCAGUUCAGAAGGCUUUGUCGAUACAGGCGCAUCCGGAUAAGGAGAUGGCCAGGGUGCUGCACAAGUUGCACCCUAGUGUUUAUAAAGAUGAUAAUCACAAGCCUGAAGUGGCAUUGGCGCUGACCGAGUUUGAGGCUCUUUGUGGAUUCACUAGUCUCAAGGAGCUAAAAGAAAUGCUUCGUACUGUCCCUGAGAUAGCCGAAUUGGUUGGGGUAGUAGAUGCAGAGAAAAUUCUACUUGUAGGUGAGCGACAUGAGAACGGGAAAGUAAACACAGAUUUAGAGGCCAUGUUCAGUCGGCUUAUGUUGUCAAGCAAAGAGACAAUUUCCAAGAUAAUAUCCAGACUGAAAAGACGUCUUAAUCUAGAGAAAAAGAAAAGGCAAUUGACAGUAAAAGAACAACUGGUACUCAGAUUAGAGAGUCAAUAUCCAGCUGAUGUGGGUGCCAUAGCUGCAUUUUUCCUGAACUAUGUGAAGCUGAAACGUGGUGAAGCAUUGUACUGUGGGCCAAAUGAACCCCAUGCAUAUAUUUCUGGUGAAUGUGUUGAAUGUAUGGCUACCUCUGACAAUGUUGUUCGAGCUGGCCUUACCUCGAAGCAAAUUGAUGUUCAGACACUUCUUUCUAUGCUCAAGUACAGACAGGGAGCUCCUGAAAUUAUGCAAGGAGUUUCUAUGAACGCAUACACAAAAAGAUUCGUCCCACCAUUUGAAGAAUUUGAAGUCGAUUCCUGUAAUCUUCCUCAUUCUGCUUCAGUGGUGUUUCCCGCCGUCAUAGGACCAUCCCUUUUCCUAGUCACUGGUGGAAAAGGCAGGUUUGAUGCAGGUUUGGCUGAGGAUGACGUUGUCACAGAUGAUGAUAUAGUUGAGGAGGGGGAGGUUCUAUUUGUGCCUGCCCACACCAAGAUUAGCAUUACUGCUAUAUCCACAGAACUACAUUUGUAUAGGGUGGGGGCGAACAGCACAUUUUUUAGGGACUUGUAGCCUGCACUUAAGAAUUACCGAAUUACUAUCACAUUUUACUUCACAAGUUUAGAUCAUAUGCAGACAAUUCUUGUCCGUAGGCAUUUGUAGUAAUGCUCUUUUAUUCUUUAAAUUUUUUUAUUUCUCCGAAUUUCUUACAACUGAACAACAUAUGUUUGUAAGCCAGUUCUAAUAUGUAUAUUUAAUUUAAUUUAAUACUUAUUCGGAAUGUAUCAUUAUUUGUUUUUGGCUACAGAA
Molecule: messenger RNA, 1620 nt
Organism: Argentina anserina (silverweed cinquefoil)
Lineage: Eukaryota; Viridiplantae; Streptophyta; Magnoliopsida; Rosales; Rosaceae
Product: mannose-6-phosphate isomerase 1-like
Exons: 5
Coding region: 55-1383 (442 amino acids)
Biological process (GO): GDP-mannose biosynthetic process; carbohydrate metabolic process
Cellular component (GO): cytosol
Molecular function (GO): mannose-6-phosphate isomerase activity; zinc ion binding
Source: RefSeq, a predicted model, not a curated record